Messenger RNA from Prunus armeniaca (apricot), 507 nucleotides. The record is from the annotation of a GenBank genome assembly. NCBI's taxonomy places the organism in Eukaryota, Viridiplantae, Streptophyta, Magnoliopsida, Rosales, Rosaceae.
AUGGAUUUACUAACCAAGUUUGAUGUGAGCGUAAUAAACACCCCUCCAAACAAAGACCGCCUUCGAAACGCAAGUGAGUCACCAGACAAGCAAUGUCACUUUCCUAGACAGAAUGACCAUUUUGUUGGAAGUUUUGAGUCUGAAAGAGUUCUUGCUUUCUGGAAGGAGAGGCAUCUUCAACUUGGUGAUGAAAUCCAAAGGGCAAGGGUACGUUUGGAAUUUGUUGAAGGCCAAAUUGAAGAUGACAAAAGGCAGGCCAAUCUGGAUAGGGCGAAGUUGCAGCGCAUGAAGCGUAGACACAAACGACUUCGGAGUGUAGCUGUUCAAAAAUACAAGAACUCAUCUAAUGCAAAGGAGUCAAAGAAGCGUGUGAUGCAAGCUGGAUUCGACUACUUCCGGUCCUAUGCAAAACUCGUCGUACCCGGGUUUGAUUGGUCAUCUAUUACCUUUCCGACGUUAACAAAUAUACUCAGCAAGGGAAGUGACCAUUUUGGUUAUCGUGUUUGA